Messenger RNA from Cynocephalus volans (Philippine flying lemur), 1224 nucleotides. It is a transcript of the gene EVX1, whose product is annotated as even-skipped homeobox 1. Gene Ontology annotation, cellular component: nucleus. Gene Ontology annotation, molecular function: RNA polymerase II cis-regulatory region sequence-specific DNA binding; DNA-binding transcription factor activity, RNA polymerase II-specific. Gene Ontology annotation, biological process: regulation of transcription by RNA polymerase II. The transcript is spliced from 3 exons. The record is from RefSeq and is a predicted model, not a curated record. Lineage: Eukaryota; Metazoa; Chordata; Mammalia; Dermoptera; Cynocephalidae. Bases 1 to 1224 code for a protein of 407 amino acids.
AUGGAGAGCCGAAAGGACAUGGUUAUGUUUCUGGACGGGGGUCAGCUUGGCACUCUGGUUGGCAAGAGAGUGUCCAAUUUGUCCGAAGCCGUAGGCAGCCCGCUGCCCGAGCCGCCCGAGAAGAUGGUGCCCCGUGUUUGCCUGAGCCCGCGGGCCGGCCCUCCGACCGCCCGGGAGCGCGGCGGGGGAGGUCCGGAGGAGGAGCCGGUCGAUGGACUAGCAGGCAGCGCGGCGGGGCCGGGCGCCGAGCCACGGGCAGCCGGGGCGGCCAUGCUCGGCCCGGGACCCCCGGCCCCCUCCACCGACAGCCUCUCCGGCCAGGGGCAACCCAGUAGCUCGGACACCGAGUCGGAUUUCUAUGAAGAAAUCGAGGUGAGCUGUACCCCGGACUGCGCCACCGGGAACGCCGAGUACCAGCACAGCAAAGGGCCUGGCUCCGAGGCACUGGCUGGCAGUCCGAACGGCGGCAGCGAGGCCCCCAAGAGCAACGGCGGCGGCGGCGGCGGCGGCUCACAAGGCACCCUGGCCUGCAGCGCCAGUGACCAGAUGCGCCGUUACCGCACGGCCUUCACCCGGGAGCAGAUUGCGCGGCUGGAGAAAGAAUUCUACCGGGAGAACUACGUAUCGAGGCCGCGGAGAUGCGAGCUGGCGGCUGCCUUGAACCUGCCGGAAACCACCAUCAAGGUGUGGUUCCAGAACCGGCGCAUGAAGGACAAACGGCAGCGGCUGGCCAUGACGUGGCCGCACCCGGCGGAUCCCGCCUUCUACACGUACAUGAUGAGCCACGCGGCGGCCGCGGGCGGCCUGCCCUACCCGUUCCCGUCGCACCUGCCCCUGCCCUACUACUCGCCCGUGGGCCUGGGCGCCGCGUCCGCCGCCUCGGCCGCAGCCUCGCCCUUCAGCGGCCCGCUGCGCCCGCUCGACACGUUCCGCGUUCUCUCGCAGCCCUACCCGCGGCCCGAACUGCUGUGCGCCUUCCGCCACCCGCCGCUCUACCCCGGCCCGGCGCACGGACUGGGCGCCUCGGCCGGCGGCCCCUGCUCCUGCAUCGCCUGCCACAGCGGCCCGGCCAACGGGCUGGCGCCCCGGGCCAGCGCCGCCUCGGACUUCACCUGUGCCUCCACCUCCCGCUCGGACUCCUUCCUCACCUUCGCCCCCUCCGUGCUCAGCAAGGCCUCCUCCGUCGCGCUGGACCAGAGGGAGGAGGUGCCCCUCACCAGAUAA